AUGAUCAAGACUAUCAUACCUUAUGGUUCAUCUAUAUCGAAUACUAUUAAACCAUCAUUGAUCAGAUUCACUCCUCCUCAUCAAUCUUUAUCAACCAUAAGAUCAUUCCAUCAAUCAUUAACCAAUCAUCAUGGUCAUCUUCAUAAACCAAAUCCAGGAGAAGAGCUUCAUAUAACAUUCAUAACCAAAGACGGCCAGCAGAUCACUUAUGAAGUUGCCGAAGGUGAUAAUGUCUUGGAUAUAGCCCAAGCUCAUAAUUUAGAUAUGGAAGGAGCAUGUGGAGGUUCAUGUGCAUGUUCAACUUGUCAUAUUAUUGUUGAUCCUGAAUUUUAUGAUGAAAUUCCUGAACCUGAUGAUGAUGAAAAUGAUAUGUUGGAUUUAGCAUUUGGAUUAACUGAAACUUCAAGAUUAGGAUGUCAAGUUAAAAUGAGAAAGGAAUUAGAUGGUAUAAGAGUUGCUUUACCAGCUAUGACUCGUAAUUUACAAUCCAAAGAUUUUAAUAAUUGA
Messenger RNA from Scheffersomyces coipomensis, 507 nucleotides. It is a transcript of the gene YAH1, whose product is annotated as adrenodoxin. The transcript has a single exon. Gene Ontology annotation, biological process: positive regulation of oxidoreductase activity; P450-containing electron transport chain. The coding region runs from base 1 to 507 and encodes 168 amino acids. Gene Ontology annotation, molecular function: 2 iron, 2 sulfur cluster binding. Lineage: Eukaryota; Fungi; Ascomycota; Pichiomycetes; Serinales; Debaryomycetaceae. Gene Ontology annotation, cellular component: mitochondrion. The record is from RefSeq and is a predicted model, not a curated record.